GCAGUCCCGCAGGCGCCUCACUCCCGGCCGCAGGGCGAGGGGCCGGUCCGCCCGCCAGAACCUCCGCCCGCCUCGCCUGCCGUGACGGCCAGCCCAGCACCGAGCACGAAGGCGGGCGGGCGCGCCUCGCCUCGCCUCGCCUCGCCUCGCCUCUCCUCUCCUCCGGCUUUCCGAGGGCCUAGCCGGGCCUCCCCCCCUCCCGCGGCGACGGAGGCCGAGCUCGGCCGGCGCCUGGGGCAGAUCUUUACAUCUCUACCGAGGAACAGAUUGUCUUUCAAGUAUAUGGGUCUCAGGUUAUGAAGAGCUUUUCAGGGAGAAAAAUCGGGGUAAUGGGGACAAAGAAUGCCACUGCGUCCCAUGACCAACUUGCAAGUGUGAAACCCCUGCAAACAUGGAACGCAAAACAGAAGGUGCUGAAUGAAAAUGACCGUGUUCUGCUGAAAACUGAAUGCUGGAGGUCUUUGCCACGCCCUACGUGGAGAUGAAAAGGAGAAGUGGGGGGUUAAAAUGUAUUUUGAAGUAUGUGACAGUAGUUGUGGUUGGUAUUUGCAUCUUUUACAUGAUCAAAUCAAGCUUUGAUUCUGAAGAGUGUGAUCUGACGAAAAUUCAUGUGAACUCAGAACAUACAAAGAGAGCAAUGGAGUACGCUGAGCAAGUUCUGCAAGCUAAGUGUCGGACAUCUUUUGUGAAGAAAGAGAUGAGCAGGUUAUUUGCGGAGAAAUAUAAUAAACACACAUCUCCAUUUGUUAGAAAAAAUGUAAAUACAGAAAAAGCUAUCUUCAAAUAUGAGCCACCUUUUGGAUUUCACAAGUUGUCAGAAAGACUUCAGGACCUGCUGGAUCUCUUACCUAACGAUGAUUUACAAGAAGACAUAAAACUGAAAAGCUGUAAGCGCUGCGUGGUGGUGGGGAAUGGAGGAGUUCUUCAUGGAUUGGAGUUGGGCUAUGCACUGAAUCAGUUUGAUGUUGUUAUAAGACUAAACAAUGCACCCGUUCAAGGAUAUACAGAUCAUGUUGGUAACAAAACCACCAUAAGAAUGACAUAUCCAGAAGGCGCCCCACUCUCUGAACAUGAGUAUUACCCAAAUGGCUUGUUUGUGGCUGUUUUAUUUAAAAGUGUUGAUUUGUAUUGGAUUCAAGCAAUGGUGAAAAAUGAAUCACUGCCACUUUGGGUGCGAUGGUUUUUUUGGAAGCAGGUAGCUGAAAAAAUUCCUGUGAUGCCUAAACAGUUCCGCAUUUUGAACCCAAUAAUCAUCAAAGAGACUGCUUUGGAUAUUUUGCAGUAUCCUGAACCUCGACCAAGGUUUUGGGGAUGGGAUCAGAACGUACCUACAAUUGGAAUCACUGCUGUUGUUCUUGCUACGCAUUUAUGCGAUGAAGUGAGUUUAGCUGGAUUUGGGUAUGAUCUUAGCCAGCCGAACACACAAUUGCAUUAUUAUGAUAAUCUUUGCAUGGCUGCAAUGCACAAACAAACGAUGCACAAUGUGACUACUGAAACAAAAUUUCUUCAAAAGCUGAUAAAAGAGGGAGUUGUGAAAGACCUCAGUGGAGGAAUAUACUGCGACUUCUGCAGAAAAACAAGCUGGUGACUGAAGCCGAGCCAUUGGUGUGUAUUUUUGCAAGGCAGCUUCUCUCCAAGGAGAGCCUAUCAGUAUUUUCAUCAUGAAGGCGCACCAAAGAACUCCUCAUCUCCACUUUUACCUGCUUCACUUUUUAGUUUCAUAUUCAGCGUAUUUGUUUUAUGUACUUGAAACCAAUUGGUUUUUUCCCCCACAAGAAAUCUGAGUAAUUAAAAUGUCCCUUUUAUGUA
This is a messenger RNA of Eublepharis macularius, 1809 nucleotides long. RefSeq names its product ST3 beta-galactoside alpha-2,3-sialyltransferase 5 (gene ST3GAL5). Gene Ontology annotation, molecular function: lactosylceramide alpha-2,3-sialyltransferase activity. The coding region runs from base 449 to 1588 and encodes 379 amino acids. The transcript has 9 exons. The record is from RefSeq and is a predicted model, not a curated record. NCBI's taxonomy places the organism in Eukaryota, Metazoa, Chordata, Lepidosauria, Squamata, Eublepharidae.